CUGCCUUUCAGUUCCACCCAAUGUUGGACAUGGCAGAAACAAUUACGCUUUUACCUGGUAGGAGAUGCUGUAGUUGCCCGACAAGUAAACAGCGAAUUUGCCUACACAUAUGAAUAUCAGGGAAAUACCGCAAAGUUGGUCCAUACACCAUUGACAGACAAAUGUUACCUCACGCUUACCCAAGCAAUGUACAUGGGCCUUGGCGGAAAUCCAUAUGGGCCUGCUGGGACUGGCAAGACUGAAUCUGUGAAGGCCCUGGCUUCACUCUUUGGACGCCAAGUCUUAGUAUUCAACUGUGACGAAGGAAUCGAUGUCCAUUCGAUGAGUCGCAUCUUUAUUGGCAUCGUGCAAUGCGGUGCUUGGGGAUGUUUCGAUGAGUUCAACAGGCUAGAUCAGGUGAUUUUGAGGUGA
Cylicostephanus goldi is the source of this 411-nucleotide messenger RNA. NCBI's taxonomy places the organism in Eukaryota, Metazoa, Nematoda, Chromadorea, Rhabditida, Strongylidae. The record is from the annotation of a GenBank genome assembly.